CUCCUAACUCCCUCCGUCCGUCCAUCCGUCUCUCCUCUCUCCCCAGACUGUAUGAGAACAAAGGAGAAGCAGACUUCAUGGAGUCCUUGAGGAAUCUCUUCACUUCCUUCAAUGACAUGAUGAACAUCAACUCUGAGAACACAGGCAUGGUGAAGGGUGCAGCAUUGAGAUACGUCCCCACCAUCGUGAAUGACGUCAAACUGGUCUUCGAUCCCAAGGAGCUCAGUAAACUGUUCACAGAGUUCAUUCUGAAGGUUCCUCUGGGUCGUCUGGUCAAACAGAAGCUAAACUGCCUCAUCGACAUCGUCCACAGUGAUCUCUUCACACAGCAUGACUGCCGGGAGAUCCUGCUUCCUCUGAUGACAGAACAGCUGAAGUUUCAUCUAGAGAACCAGGAGGAACUGGAGGCCUGCUGUCAGCUGCUGAGUAACAUACUAGAGGUCCUCUACAGGAAGGAUGUGGGUCCUACUCAGUGGCAUGUCCAGAUCAUCAUGGAGAAGCUCCUGAGGACCGUCAACAGAACAGUCAUCUCCAUGGGCAGAGACUCUCCUCUCAUUG
This is a messenger RNA of Oncorhynchus tshawytscha (Chinook salmon), 558 nucleotides long. Its product is annotated as dedicator of cytokinesis protein 1-like. Gene Ontology annotation, biological process: cell migration; small GTPase-mediated signal transduction. Gene Ontology annotation, cellular component: plasma membrane; cytoplasm. The record is from RefSeq and is a predicted model, not a curated record. Gene Ontology annotation, molecular function: guanyl-nucleotide exchange factor activity; small GTPase binding. Lineage: Eukaryota; Metazoa; Chordata; Actinopteri; Salmoniformes; Salmonidae.